AGAAACGUCUCUCUCUCUUCUCUUCUCUUUCAUUUUCUCUCUCUCUAAAUCUAAAAUUUCUCUCUUCUCUUUUAAAUUUUCUUUCUCUAAAAACGGUGGUGGUUGAUGGCAAGGACCAACAAGUAUUCCUCUAUCAAUUUCAACGACAUAUACGAUAAGAAAAUUAAUCCAAACAAAUCAUCUGCAGCUACAAAUUCUACAAACCCAUCAACCAAAUCAUCACUUCAAAACCUUUCCAACUCUCGUAUACAUGGCGGAAUGCUUGUUUUAACUCGUCCUACUCCAAAACCUCAACCUCAACCUCAAAUUAUCCCACAACAACAGCAGCAACCAUCUCUAUCUGCUACACAAAUCCCUAAAGUUUCAGAUCAAAUCGGACAAGAUUCAAUCUCUCUUCGUCCUGGUUCUACCUCAACUACUUCAUCCCAACCUAUAGCAAUAGUAGCACAGAACAAAGAGAAAGAAUCAGUAUUAUCAUCAUCAUCGUCGCGAUCGCCUUCAUUUUCAUCAUCAUCACUUUCUUCUCCAAAACCAGAACCAUUUGUUCCUCCACAUCUAAGACCAGGAUUUGCUGGUAAACAAGAUAGAUUAGGACAGGACGGACAGAAGAUUAAUCUAGGGUUUCGAUCUCGUGAGCUUGGAAAUAAUCAAGGCCAUUCAGCGAAUCAGUAUGGUGAUAAUGGGCGUCCUAAAUCAGGAGGAUAUUACAGAGGUGGUGAUUCGGAUCAGGAGCUUAUGAAUCGACCUACUUCUUCGUCUUCUUCCAGUGGAAAUCUAAAUCGACCUAACUCUAGCGGCAGUCGACCUAAUUCUAGCGGGAAUCGACCUAAUUCGGGUGGAUGGUAUGGUUCAUCAUCAUCAUCAUCUUACAGAUCUCCUCACCAUUUUUAGAUGAUUAAAAUGAUGAAGAUCUGAGAAUAUUUUUGUUGUUGUUGUUGUUGGUCUUACCGCUAAUCAAGUUAUCAUCAGAUAGACAGUUUCUCAUUACUUUUUCUUAAUUUGAUUGUUUUGAAUUAAAUUUGAUGGGAUCAUUACCAAACCCAGUUAGGGAGAAAGAUACAACUUCAGAAUUAAUCUUUGAUUUGCUUAUACGUUAUCACUUAUCAUUCUCCUGAUCGAAUUGAUGUAUGUCUACGUUAUGUUUUGGAUGAUGGGACCUGAUGUUAUAUUACUUUUAUUGCAGAACUUUGGCUCUUCA
Molecule: messenger RNA, 1198 nt
Organism: Papaver somniferum (opium poppy)
Lineage: Eukaryota; Viridiplantae; Streptophyta; Magnoliopsida; Ranunculales; Papaveraceae
Exons: 1
Coding region: 106-891 (261 amino acids)
Source: RefSeq, a predicted model, not a curated record